AUGGCCGAACCAACACCAACUCCCGCCGCUUCCUCCCCAGUCACUGAAACGGCUGCACCCGCCUCACCGCGGCCCGCCCCGGAAGUGGAGGUCGAUCAGGAGGAACUCGACUCCUCUUACGGGGACGAUGAAGCCUCGCGCGCCAGCACCUCGCUCAAGUCCAUUACAUCGAGAUAUGAAUGGAAGCACGGUCGUAGAUACCACGGCUACCAGUCGGGUACUUACAACUUCCCGAACGAUGAGCAAGAGCAAGACCGUCUGGACAUGAUCCACCACGUUUUCUACCGAUUGAUGCACGAUCGCCUUUACCUCGCACCCAUCAACACCGAGGGUCUCAAAGUCCUUGACAUCGGCACGGGGACUGGCAUCUGGCCCAUUCAAUUUGGCGACGAGCACCCCGAAGCUGAGGUUAUCGUCGGCAACGACCUGAGUCCCAUCCAGCCGGACUGGGUACCGCCUAACGUCAAGUUUAUCAUCGAUGACGUCGAACUUGAUUGGAUGGAGCCAGAGAAGUAUGACUACAUCCACUGCCGCUAUAUGGCCGGAUCCAUCAAGGACUGGCCUCGACUGCUGAACCAGAUCUACGAGAACCUGAAGCCCGGAGGAUGGGUGGAGCUUCAAGAGUCGGCCAACACUCUCUACUCGGAAGACGGCUCGCUCAAGCCGGACAACGCCAUGAUUCAGAUGAUGGACGGCCUCAUGGAAGCUUGCGAAAAGAUUGGACGGACCAUGGAUCCUGCUCCUUCGUUCAAACAGUGGACCGAGCAAGCUGGGUUUGAAAACAUCAGUGAAAAGAAGUUCAAGUUACCGAUUGGCAGCUGGCCUAGGGACGAGCGGUUGAAGGAAAUCGGAACCUUGAUGGGGCACAACUUUCUCGAGGGAGUAGAGGCGUUCACCGCAGCUCUUUUCAAAGAUGUCCUGGGUUGGUCGCAAGAGGAAGUCAUUGUUCUCAAUGCUGGAGUCCGAGCGGCGGUCCAUAAGAAAGAUGCGCACCCUAUUUUCGACUUCAUUGUUGUGACUGGCCAGAAGCCCAAGUCGGGCUGA
This is a messenger RNA of Colletotrichum chrysophilum, 1044 nucleotides long. RefSeq lists its product as uncharacterized. NCBI's taxonomy places the organism in Eukaryota, Fungi, Ascomycota, Sordariomycetes, Glomerellales, Glomerellaceae. The transcript has a single exon. The record is from RefSeq and is a predicted model, not a curated record. Bases 1 to 1044 code for a protein of 347 amino acids. Gene Ontology annotation, molecular function: methyltransferase activity.